Messenger RNA from Durusdinium trenchii, 387 nucleotides. The record is from the annotation of a GenBank genome assembly. NCBI's taxonomy places the organism in Eukaryota, Dinophyceae, Suessiales, Symbiodiniaceae.
AUGCGCGUGGCACGGAUUUUGCAACGGACGCGGUCCUUGAAGGAGUUACGGAAGUUGGUCUCUAUGAUGGCCACCUGCAUGAAGACUCUAGGUUGGUCGUUUAUAUUUUGCUUUGCCUUCAUGACCUUCUGGGCGAUGUUGAUGGUGGAAUUCGUCCAUCCUUUGGUGGUCCAGAUGCAGCAGGAGGCGGUACUUGACUGUCCAGAAUGCAUCAGGUCAACUUCUUCAAUCAUGGCAGCAAACCUGUUGCUGUUCAAGACAGUGAUUGCUGGCGACAGCUGGGGACACAUUGCCGUACCAGUGAUCGAGCACAGCCCGGCGACGGCCAUCAUCUUCUGCGGGUCGCUCAUGACGACGGUUUUCGGGGUCUUGAACCUGCUGAUUGCA